Messenger RNA from Sitophilus oryzae (rice weevil), 951 nucleotides. RefSeq lists its product as uncharacterized. The transcript is spliced from 3 exons. Gene Ontology annotation, cellular component: nucleus. The record is from RefSeq and is a predicted model, not a curated record. The coding region runs from base 1 to 951 and encodes 316 amino acids. Gene Ontology annotation, molecular function: DNA binding. NCBI's taxonomy places the organism in Eukaryota, Metazoa, Arthropoda, Insecta, Coleoptera, Curculionidae.
AUGUCUUACCACCUGGCAGAGCAAAUGGGAAUCGAAAACAAAUUUAGUGCCCGUGAAGGCAAAGCUGGUCAAAAAUGGUUAGAUUUGUUCUUGAGAAGAUGGCCCGAUAUUUUUGUGCGAAAAGCUGAAAAUGUUUCCAUUGCCAGAGCCAUGGGAAUGUCUAGGCCUGUAGUGCAGGCCUAUUUUGAGAACUUAGAAAGAGUGUUAACUGAAAAUUUACUUUUUGACAAACCAGGUAAUGUUUUUAAUUGUGAUGAGACUGGACUUCAAUUGAACACCCGAGCUGGUCAAGUCCUUGCCCAAAAGGGAUCUAAGUGCGUUCCAAGUAUUAGUCCAGGAGAAAAAGGCGAAACAAUAUCUGUCCUUGCUUGCAUUAAUGCUGAGGGUGGAUAUUUACCUCCCUAUUGUAUUAUGAAAGGCAAAAAUAAAAAAGAGGAAUGGAACGAUGGUCUGCCACCUGGUUCACGAAUAAAAAUGAGUGAAAAAUCAGCUUACGUUAAUUCUGAAAUCUUCUUAGAUUGGCUAAAAAAUCAUUUUUUGCCUAAAAAGCCUAAUGGAACAGUGCUAUUAGUACUAGACGGUCCUUCUUCGCACCCUUCAAAUCUUGAAACACUUCAAUUUGCAGAAGAGCAUAACAUCAUACUUUUUUGUUUACCACCUCAUACCACUCAUGUUUUACAACCUUUAGAUAGAUGUUUUUCAAAUCUCUUAAAGGGCAUUAUUAUGAAGCUUGCAGGUGGCCCACCUGGCACAAACUUAAAAACUAUUGAGAAGCCAAAUUUAGAAAAUAUUGAAAGGCCUUUAUCACCACAACCUGGUCCGUCUGGGUUACAAGAUUUACUAGAAAAGACUCCACCAAAGAAUGUCACUACUACUGAUCUGACACCUGGUCAAAUUUUAGAUAAAAUUUCUCCUGUUCCAGAAGUAACCCUAGCCGUAAAAAAGGUGUGA